This is a messenger RNA of Prunus avium (sweet cherry), 748 nucleotides long. It is a transcript of the gene FKBP15-1, whose product is annotated as FK506-binding protein 15 kD-1. Gene Ontology annotation, cellular component: endoplasmic reticulum. NCBI's taxonomy places the organism in Eukaryota, Viridiplantae, Streptophyta, Magnoliopsida, Rosales, Rosaceae. Gene Ontology annotation, molecular function: peptidyl-prolyl cis-trans isomerase activity. The record is from RefSeq and is a predicted model, not a curated record. Gene Ontology annotation, biological process: protein peptidyl-prolyl isomerization.
UAGGAGCAGGAUUUGAGAGCCCAUAAAAUCGACACCCACCAAAAACACUCGAGACACUGAGACGGAGAGAUCGCAAAUAUGGGUUCCGUUGUUGCAAUGAAGGCCGUCGCCGUUCUCUUCUUCUUGUCUCUCUCCGGCUUUGUUUUGGCCUACAAGGUGAAGGAAGUCAAAGAGUUGCAGAUUGGUGUUAAGUAUAAGCCAGAAGCUUGUGAACUUCAAGCUCGCAAAGGUGAUAAAGUCAGGGUACACUAUCGGGGGAAACUCACUGAUGGAACUGUAUUUGAUUCUAGUUUUGAAAGGGGCGAUCCAAUCCUUUUUGAGCUUGGGACUGGUCAAGUUAUUAAAGGAUGGGACCAAGGAAUUCUGGGAAUGUGCGUAGGUGAGAAGAGGAAGUUGAAAAUUCCGGCAAAGCUUGGCUAUGGAGAGCAGGGUUCUCCACCAACCAUCCCAGGAGGCGCAACACUGAUAUUUGACACGGAGCUCAUUGAAAUUUUGGGAAGAGGAUCGAAACCUAAAGAUGACGAGCUGUAGUUGGGGAAUGAUUUCUGACUCGGGCUGCUCCUUCGUUUUUCAUUUCUUAGUUGUGUUCAAGAAAUUACUUGUAACCAGUGGCUUGGUGAGCCAAAACUUUAUUUUGCUUUACAAUCAUUAGCAGACUACACUACGUUUUUUUCAAUGUACUUUUGAACUUAAGAGGAAAUAUGUUUUCUUACCAUAAUUUGACAUGCCGAGGUGCGAUGUUUUGAGA